Syngnathus typhle (broad-nosed pipefish) is the source of this 4405-nucleotide messenger RNA. RefSeq names its product NACHT, LRR and PYD domains-containing protein 3-like. The transcript is spliced from 10 exons. The record is from RefSeq and is a predicted model, not a curated record. The coding region runs from base 827 to 4282 and encodes 1151 amino acids. Gene Ontology annotation, molecular function: protein binding. NCBI's taxonomy places the organism in Eukaryota, Metazoa, Chordata, Actinopteri, Syngnathiformes, Syngnathidae.
AUGUAUAUGGUAAUGAUUAUUGUGGUGAUGUUUAAAAGUGUAUUUGUUUAACAGUCUUAUAGGUAUUAUAUGUUUUGUGAUGACGUUUAUUAGCAGUAGUGCAAUAGGAUGUGAAAAGAGACCAAAGGAGAUUAGUUUGAGCAUAUUGAUUUAUUGUUAAGAAAUGCACUGUAUGUUUAUGUUUUUGUUUACACAGUUCUCACGGUCUGUCAAGGUCUGCCAAGUCAAGAUAAACAGAUCAGUAACAAAAAGAACUCCAAGCUGUCUUUUAUAUACGAGAGGGCGUGGCCCUGACCUUUGGACGCCACAGCGACGAGGACUUUUGUUCGGAAGCCAAUCGCUCACACGCUGAAACGAGACGACGCGAAGGAGAGCGUGCGUGCAGAGCCGUUCAGAAUCACGUUAUUUAGUCAGCUGGACGGUCGGUCGGUCGGUCAGUUAGCGAGCGAGCCAGUCGCUCGGCGAGUCUGAGCAACUUGUUGGCGAUUGCUCAGACGGUUCACUCGGUCCGCUUGUCGGUUAUUCAGCUUUCAGUCGCUGGCUUCCUCCAUAAAUGCUCAGUUGUUUACUUUGAUUGAAGUUUGGGGGUAAGGGCUAAGUUACUUCUUGAAGGGACGUAACGCCAAGGAAGCCAAGCCAUCAGCAAAGUCAUUGUCAAGCAGCCUCGAGGACCAGGAAGGAGUUGUAAGAAGAGCAGACUUUGGCCUCCAGCUUCUCGGAAAUGCCGCCACCUUCUGGGCUUUGGACGUGGGACGCUCUUGUGGCCGCCGUCUCUUGUGCGAGAAAAUCAAGGUGAUCCCUUUGCGUUCAGGUUCAUGCGGGAAAGAUGGCUCUGGAUAUGAAAAUCAAGGGCCUGCUGUUGGAAACGCUGAAAGACCUGGGGCAGGAGGACUUCAAGGAGUUCAAGUUUUUUACGGACCUGCCCGAAAGCAUCACAGAAGACGCAGACCGGACUGACAUCGCCAAACAGCUGAUGAACAGGCACGGGAAGAACGCGGGGGAGAAGACCAUCGAGAUUCUGGAGAAGAUCAACAACUACAACCUGGCCCAGAAGCUGCGCAACAACCUGCCGCAAAUCACAGGUAGCAUCUCCUCAGUGGAUGACGUGGCAGAUGACCGUGGCAGCCGACAUGAAGGCACUCGGCAUCAACCACGAGAUGGGCAUGGACCAUUCCCGGUGGAAGAAAGCCAUAUCGAGAACCCAGUCCAACCGAUGAUGAUGGAUAACGAGCAGAUCGGUAGCAUCUCCUCGGUGGAUAACAGGAAGGUCGAUAGCAUCUCCUCGGUGGAUAACGAGCAGAUCGGCAAAUUCAAGCGGGAGCUGCAAGAGAACCUGCGGAAUAUCUACCUCAACGUUCCCGAGGGCAACACGAUGUACAGCCAGCAGGAGCCUUUGGAGAACGUCUACACCGAGCUCAACAUUACCCGCGGCGUCGCCGGUCUCCCCGACAAGCAGCACGAGGUCCUUCAGAUGGAGAUGUGCGGCGUGGCCGAGGAGGAGUCCAUCCAGCCGUGCGACAUCUUCCAAAGCCAGGAGCCCCUUCGCACGAUGCUCACCGUGGGCUUCGCGGGCAUCGGGAAGACUUUCCUGGUGCGCAAGUUUGUCCUGGACUGGGCCAGCGGGAGAACCAACACAGACGUGGACUUCAUCUUUCCCUUCGCCUUCCGCGAGUUGAACUUGGAGGAGAACAAUAGCUUUUCGCUGGCGGACCUCAUCCGACACUCUGUCUGGGAGAGCAAGGCCAUCAAGAUGCUGGACCACAUCUUGGUCAGUCUGCAAGAGUCGGACAACUACCAGUCCAGCGAGAUCAAGCUUUUGUUUGUGCUGGACGGCCUGGACGAGUCCCGCCUCAUACUGGACCUGAGCGACGAGCCCAAGAAGCGCCUGGAUGUGACCGGAUCCUACCCCGUGGAGGUGCUCCUGGCGCAUCUCAUCAAGGGGAACCUGCUUCCCUGCGCCCGGGUUUGGAUCACCACGCGGCCCCAGGCGGCCCACGACAUCCCGCCGCGCCUGGUGGACGGCAGAACCGAGGUGAAAGGCUUCAACGACUCCCAGAGGAUGGACUACUUCAGGAAGAGGUUCCUCGCCGAGGAGGGGGUCAUCAAGCACAUCCAGAAGUCCCGCACCAUUUUGAUCAUGUGCCACUUGCCCAUCUUCUGCUGGCUCACCGCCAUCGUUCUCCAAGACUGUCGGGAUGCUGGAAAGGAGCUGCCCGAAACCCUGACCGAGAUGUACACAGAGUUCCUGCUCUAUCACCUGGACAAGUCCAAGGAGCGAGACAGCCGGAAGAGCACGGAGUACGUCAAAGCGCUGGCCAAGCUGGCUUUUCAGCAGCUGAUGAAAAAGCAACAGAUCUUCUACGAGAGCGACUUGCGGGAAAGCGGCUUGGAUGACCCGCAGGGCGCAAAACACUCGGGAGUCUUCACCGUGGUCUUCAAGGAGGUCCCCCCGCUCCAGAAAUACCAACGCAAGAUGUUUCAGUUCAUCCACCUGACCGUCCAGGAAUAUCUGGCCGCUCUCUACGUGAUGAUGAGCCUGUUCCAGGACGACACGAACGUGCUGGACGAUUACAUGUGGACGCUGAAAGGCCUGUUUCUUUGGAAGCGGAAGCAGCUCACUUGGGUACACGAGGUGGCCAUCCGCAUAGCCUCCAAGAGUGAGGGAAACCUGGACUUGUUCCUCCGCUUCCUGCUGGGCCUCUCCUUGCAGUCCAACCAGGAUCUACUGGGUGAGCUGCUGAAGGUUCCCAAGAACUACAGACACAGCAAGGCAGAAACGGUCCGCUUGAUCAAGCGACGGAUCGAGCGGAAUUCUCCCGAGGAGAACAUCAACUUGUUCUACUGCCUGAACGAGCUGAAGGACAAGUCCCUGCUGGAGCAGAUCCAACAAUACCUAAAAGGGGGGGGAUUGUCCACGGAGGACCUACCUCCGGCCAUGUGGUCGGCCCUGGUCUUCUUCUUGCGGGCUUCCGACGAAGCCAUGAGCUGCUUUGAUCUCCGGAAAUACGCUCCGUCUGAGAAGGGGCUCCUGAAGCUGCUGCCGGUGGUCAAGGCUUCUCAAAAAUCAGUGCUCGAGAGGUGCAACCUGAGCAAGAAAAGCUGCGAGGCGCUGGCCUCCGUUCUAAGCUCGUCCCGCACCCUGAGCCAUCUGGAUCUCAGCUGGAACGACUUGUACGAUGACGGGCUGGAGGCGCUCGCCGCUGGACUGGCAAAGCCGCAGUGCACCUUGCAAGUUCUCAGGCUCGAGGACUGCAAGCUGAGCAAGAAAAGCUGCGAGGUGCUGGCCUCCGUUCUAAGCUCGCCCUGCAGCCUGAGGGAGCUGUAUCUCAGCCACAACAACUUGGGUGACGACGGUCUGGAGGCGCUCGCAGCCGAACUGGCAAAGCCGCAGUGCACCUUGCAAGUUCUCGGGCUCGGAGAAUGCCAGCUGAGCAAAAAAAGCUGCGAGGCGCUGGCCUCCGUUCUAAGCUCGUCCCGCACCCUGAGCCAUCUGGAUCUCAGCUGGAACACCUUGCACGACGACGGGCUGGAGGCGCUCGCCGCUGGACUGGCAAAGCCGCAGUGCACCUUGCAAGUUCUCAGGCUCCACAGAUGCCAGCUGAGCAAGAAAAGCUGCGAGGCGCUGGCCUCCGUUCUAGGUUUGCCCGGCAGCCUGAGGGAGCUGGAUCUCAGCUUCAACGACUUGUGUGACCACGGGCUGGAGGCGCUCGCCGCCGGACUGGCAAAGCCGCAGUGCACCUUGCAAGAUCUCAGGCUCAUGAGGUGCAAGCUGAGCAAGAAAAGCUGCGAGGCGUUGGCCUCCGUUCUAAGCUCGUCCCGCACCCUGAACCAUCUGAAUCUCAGCGGGAACGACUUCCACGACCACGGGCUGGAGGCGCUCGCCGCCGGACUGGCAAAGCCGCAGUGCACCUUGCAAGUUCUCAGGCUCCAGAGCUGCAAGCUGAGCAAGAAAAGCUGCGAGGCGCUGGCCUCCGUUCUAAGCUCGCCCGGCAGCCUGAGGGAGCUGAAUCUCAGCAGCAACGACUUGUGUGACGACGGGCUGGAGGCGCUCGCCGUCGGACUGGCAAAGCCGCAGUGCACCUUGCAAGUUAUCGGGCUGGAGUGUUGCAAGAUCGGCACACGAGGAUAUGUCUCACUGGCCAAGGCUCUUUGGUCCAACCCCUCCCACCUCCAACAGCUGUAUCUGUGGGGCAAUGACAUUGGAGAGGAAGGAAAGCGGGCCUUGGAGGAGGUCCAAAUGGAUUCUCGCUGCAGUCUGAAGAUCGAGUGGCUGGAGGCUUGAUGUGACGCCAUUGACACCAGCCUUGGAUCCUUGGGGAGAGUUCUGAGCACGAAUGGAUGGAUGGAUGUGGAUGCAUGCAGAAGCUCGCGAAGGAUGCCUUUCCCCUGGAGCGUUUGGCUGAGG